GCUGUCAUAUCUACCCCGAGUCGCUUCAGCUGAGAUCGCGUCACCCUGCACAAGCAUAUCCACCCGCUCACACACACGCUCACACACACACUCUCACACACACACGCACCUGGCUCUAGUGCCCGACGUAUAAGCGAGCAUCAAGGGUUCGCCAAACGGCCAGCGCCACAGAUAGCAACCCGUCGCAAAGCAAGCACACCUCUGCAUACUUCGGUCAACAUGAGGUUCCUCUGUCUCCCCGGCGCCUACGGGAGCUCGGAUAAAUUCCAGGUCCAGCUAGCCCCGAUCGUGAAAGAGUUGACAGAGGAUGGCUCUGCCACCUUCCACUUCAUCCACGGGCCUUGCAAGGCGGUGCCUCCCGAGGGGUUCGAGGAGUACUUCGGAAAGCCGCCAUACUUCCGCUUCAUGGAGCCGGAUGAGGAUGUGGAGAAUACAGAGGAAGACGACGUCUUGGCUCGGAUCAGGGACUUCCCCGACUGCGAGACGCCCGAGGACACGAUGCGCGAGCUGAUGAGGGAAGGCAUCGCGACCUCCCACAGGAGCACCCACAACGCGCUCAAGUAUCUCGUCAAGAUCAUAGAGGAGCGAGGGCCGUUUGAAGGCAUUAUCGGGUAUUCCGAGGGGGCCACCAUGGCCGCCACUCUGCUCCUUCUGGAGCAGAGACGCUCUCGAAGGAAGGGAACAGAACUCAUGUUCAAGUACGCCAUCUUCUUCGCCGGGUGGCCUCCAGUUGACCCGGAGACGCAUGCCAUGAUCCUCGCCGAUGAUUCUUAUGACUUGAUUGAAAUCCCGACAUGCCACAUCAUCGGCUCACUGGAUCCCUACGUUCACGGCUCGCUGGCCUUGUACAACGUCUGUGACCAGGAUACGGCCUACCUGUUUGAUCACGCCAAAGGCCACACCCUACCCCGAGACAAGGAUACGGUCAAGGAGUUGGGGAAUGUGGUCCGGGAGGCCAUGGUAACCUACAAUAUUAAAUGACGUGUGCCGAGGGAUACUCAAACUUUGUUUUCC
Phialemonium atrogriseum is the source of this 1014-nucleotide messenger RNA. RefSeq names its product serine hydrolase FSH. The coding region runs from base 220 to 981 and encodes 253 amino acids. Gene Ontology annotation, cellular component: nucleus; cytoplasm. Gene Ontology annotation, biological process: secondary metabolic process. Lineage: Eukaryota; Fungi; Ascomycota; Sordariomycetes; Cephalothecales; Cephalothecaceae. The transcript has 3 exons. The record is from RefSeq and is a predicted model, not a curated record. Gene Ontology annotation, molecular function: hydrolase activity.